AUGGCUUCUCUCAAGGUGCUUAGCUGUCUCAUAGCAGUUUCUUUUCUGUCUAGCUCUCUGUUAGACGCUUUUCCAGGUUCGGGUUAUGGUUGGGGUGGGGGAGGCUACUCGGGGCUCACACCAGAAUUCUACGACUUUUCAUGCCCACGAGCUAAUGAGAUUAUAAUGUCUGUAUUAGAGAAGGCCAUAGCAGAAGAUCCCAGAAUGGCUGCCUCUUUACUGAGACUCCACUUUCAUGAUUGCUUUGUGCAGGGUUGUGAUGCUUCAAUCCUGCUGGAUGAUAGUGCUACAAUAGUUAGUGAAAAGAAUUCUGGACCAAACAAGAAUUCAAUAAGGGGAUUUGAAGUGAUUGAUGAGAUCAAGGCUAAACUGGAAAUAGUAUGCCCUCACACAGUUUCAUGUGCAGACAUUAUCACCCUUGCUGCUCGGGAUUCCGUCGUAUUAAGUGGUGGACCGCAUUGGGAAGUGCCAUUAGGAAGAAGGGACUCAAAAGCAGCAAGUCUCAGUAGAUCAAACACUGAUAUUCCUGCUCCAAAUUCCACCAUCAAAACCCUCAUAACAAAAUUCAAGCGUCAAAGUCUGGAUAUUGAAGAUCUUGUCGCUCUUUCGGGAGGCCAUACAAUUGGGGUGGCAAGAUGCGUGACAUUCAGACAAAGGCUAUACAAUCAAAAUGGGAACAACCAACCUGAUGCAACUUUAGAGAAAACGUACUACAAUGGCUUACAAAAAAUCUGCCCUAAAGUUGGUGGAGAUAAUAAUAUUUCACCACUUGAUUUUGCAUCCCCAGUUAAAUUUGAUAACACAUAUUUCAAGCUCAUUUUAUGGGGCAAAGGGCUUCUCAAUUCCGAUGAAGUUCUGCUGACUGGAAACAUUCGCCAAACCAUGGAGUUGGUGAAAAGCUAUGCGGAAGAUGAAGCUCUUUUCUUCCACCAAUUUGUAAAAUCUAUGGUCAAAAUGGGGAACAUCAGUCCUCUUACUGGUUCAAAAGGUGAAAUAAGGAAGAAUUGUCAUCUAGUGAACUGA
Messenger RNA from Fraxinus pennsylvanica, 1023 nucleotides. Lineage: Eukaryota; Viridiplantae; Streptophyta; Magnoliopsida; Lamiales; Oleaceae. The record is from the annotation of a GenBank genome assembly.